CAUCAAAUCUCCAGCGCAUCAUCUGGAUCAUACUUCAAGUAAUAAAAAAGAACAAGGAAAAAGUCGAGCAAUCCGAAAUCCAGAUUCUUCCUUGUCUAGCUCCACCACUCCUGUUGAUGAUACGAUCUCCAGCAUCUACCAAUCAAUCAUUCCCAAACUCAAAUCUUUGAUUCCCAUGAUUGAUGGCUCCCAAGCUUCCCAUCUGGAAUCAUCAUCAUCAUCAACAACAACAACAACAACAACAUUCCUUCUUCAGCAUCGACACCUUCCUUCGUCUCAUCCCUUCGUGGCCCUUUCCCAACCCUCGCGCUCCCUCUUCUCCGCAGCCCGUUCCCCGCCCGCCGGAGCGUGGAUGCUCCCUUCCCCUUUUCCGCCCAUACGUCGCCAAGGUCCCCUGGCACGGCGGCGUCCGAGCUUUCCUUUCCCAGUUGUUCCCGCGCUACGGCCACUACUGCGGCCCCAACUGGUCCAGCGGCAAAGACGGGGGCUCCAUGCUCUGGGAUCGCCGUCCUAUUGAUUGGCUUGAUUUCUGCUGCUAUUGCCAUGAUAUAGGUUAUGAUACUCACGAUCAGGCCAAGCUUUUGAAGGCUGAUUUGGCUUUUCUUGAAUGCUUGGAAAGACCUAGGAUGGCUACAAAGGGUGAUCCUUCUGUGGCUCUGCUCUACAAAUCUAUGUGCAUUGCGGGUUUGAGGAACAUGCUCAUACCUUACAGGAUGCAGUUGGUAAGAUUGCAAGCUGGGCCUUCUGUUGUAGAUAUGCUGGGCAGUUUGAUUGGGAGAAGUAUGUUUUUUAAACAAAAUUUGAACCCGAAAUCUUCUGCUUAGGUUGUAAAGGAAGAGCUUUUCAGUAUUGCCUAUUGUCUGCGAAGCAGGUAAUAUUGUUUUUUGGUUUCUUAUUUGGCUUCUGCAUAUAAUCACCUUCACCUGCUUCCCGCAUGGCUUGGCAUAUGAAAAAAAAAAAAUUUGCUGUGAGAGUUUGCUUCUCUGAUCAUUAUCUGGUAUUAAAUUUGUAUGUUGUAACCUGUGAAUAUAUAGUUGUGUUGAUGAAUUAAGAUGAUACGAAGGAAUGUACAGUGCAAACAUUGAGUGGAAUUAAUGAAAGCUGGGGGGUUUAAUGUGUGGAAGCUUUUGAGACUUAUAUGAUCAACA
Messenger RNA from Dioscorea cayenensis subsp. rotundata (Guinea yam), 1148 nucleotides. RefSeq lists its product as uncharacterized. The coding region runs from base 183 to 824 and encodes 213 amino acids. The transcript has 2 exons. Gene Ontology annotation, biological process: phospholipid metabolic process; arachidonate secretion. Gene Ontology annotation, molecular function: A2-type glycerophospholipase activity. The record is from RefSeq and is a predicted model, not a curated record. NCBI's taxonomy places the organism in Eukaryota, Viridiplantae, Streptophyta, Magnoliopsida, Dioscoreales, Dioscoreaceae.